AUGCAAAAUGCUGCAACGAUCAGCACUCAUGCAAAAACGAAGCCAAUUGCCCAACAAAAUACAGUUACAGAAUGGUAUGAAUGGCACGAUUGGAAGAGCGAAUGCAAAAGAAGCGAAAGACGGCAGAAUGCCAGCCCGGCAGGCGCUUGCGCCGAACCAAGUCAGCCCAGCAGCAGCGGAAACCCAAGCCUUGUGGUGCCCAAAUUAAUCCAGAAGUCGCCGCGAGUCAAAUCAACCGCGUCCUGUGAGGGAACCCGAGAGGCACUGAUCCGGCUAAACAACGGACGGUGUAGUGUUGAAAGCUCGCCCGAGCGAGUCACCGGUUCGAUGCGAUAUCAGAAAUAUCACAUUGGCAUGCUUAUUUAG
Molecule: messenger RNA, 366 nt
Organism: Gongylonema pulchrum
Lineage: Eukaryota; Metazoa; Nematoda; Chromadorea; Rhabditida; Gongylonematidae
Source: the annotation of a GenBank genome assembly